AUGGCCAAGCUCUUGCAUGUGGCAGGUGCUAACAAGCAAGUAGGCACUGAGGGCAUCAAACUCUGGGAUACCAAAUCUCAAAAAGAACUCACAUGUUCAACUCUUAACCAUGAGUCAUGGGGAACAAUGCAGUUUCAGGAGACUUGUGCUAGGAGACUCGGAUUGGGAUUUGAAAUUACUUGCAUGUCAUGGGAUUUGAUGUUCCCAGAAGCAAGCUGUAUUUCAAUACAACUCAACAACAUGUUGAAUGGUGAUGAUGGUGCAGUGGUGAAGGAGUAUAGCUGUAAAUUGAAGAGGGGCAUGUUCAUGGUGGACAAUGCAGCUGAUGGUUUUAUGCUGUAUCAACUUGAUGGCGAUAAGGAGCCAGUUCAGACAUUUGUGACUGCUGCUCCAAGUGUGUCAGUGCCCAAGCAGGUGGCAUUUGGGGCAGAAGGAAGAUUAGUUGUGGGAGGAAGCAACAAUGGAUUGGUAUAUGUAUUCAAGAGGAAAUUAGGCCAGUUACUUGACACUCUUUACCACUCUGAUACUGGCCUGGUGCAGACCAUCACUUGCAUGUUAACACUCCUGGUUCAUUUAAGUGCCCUAGUGGUCACCAUCUCUUUUCUAAUAAAAAACUACUUUGACACAAUGGUGACAUGGUCUAUAGACCUUGCAGAGCAAAUGAGACCAGCCCAUGUGUUCACCUUUUUGGCUAACAACCUUCACCAAAGUGUGAAGGUAUUUCAGGAAGUACCAGAUAUCCAAGAGGAAUGCAUGCACAAAAAAAGUGACAUCUUGAUGUUGCAUGAACUAGCAGGAAAGCUCAUGGAAGUCAUUCAAGAAGUUAAAAGAGAUGUAGACAUGAAUCUUCAUUAUGCAACAGAACAUGACAACAUCGCUGCUGAAGCUAAAAGGGUCUUUCAUCAGGCAGUGCAGCCAGGACAGGAUAGCAUCAGAGGAAUUUGA
Messenger RNA from Suillus subaureus, 945 nucleotides. RefSeq lists its product as uncharacterized. Gene Ontology annotation, molecular function: protein binding. The record is from RefSeq and is a predicted model, not a curated record. The coding region runs from base 1 to 945 and encodes 314 amino acids. The transcript has 8 exons. Lineage: Eukaryota; Fungi; Basidiomycota; Agaricomycetes; Boletales; Suillaceae.